GCCAAAGUGAACGGUUCAUUUAACGGGACCACGAAGCGGUGUAUCGGUAGACACAUAGAAACUAAAGCACAACGAAUCUCUCUCUGUCCCUCUCUCUCUCGGAAGGAGUACGUACCUGCGCGAAGCGAAAUAUUGAAAGGAAAAAGUUGUUGGUUAGAGUGAACCAUUCAGAAAAUGAUAAAAAGUGAAGAAGUGUCCGAUUUGAAUGGUCGCUCGGCCAUGAGUGUGGACCAUCUGGGUGGUGGCUCCGGCUCCUACUACCAUCCACAUCCCUUCACCCACCCACAUCCGCAUCAUUCCCAUCCGCCCAGCCAUUCCGUGCAUCUGUAUCGCCCGGGGAAUCUGCUGCCACCCGGCGCGGUUGGUGGCUAUCAGACGGCUGGCAUGCUCGGCGGCGGCGGGGAGUCGCCCACGGAGAUGAUCGACGAGAAGCCCAAUAUCGAGUACAUGGAGCGCAAGUACUACAUGGACACCAAUGGCAUGGCCACGCCCACCUCCCAGCACUACAGCCUGAAUGCGCUGCACAGCAUGGGAACGCCGCCGGCCUCGUCCAGUCCCAUUCCCCCCUACGGUGCACUGAUGACGGCCCACACCCAUUCGGCGGGCUCCGUGUCGCCGAACUCCAGCUCGAAGACGCCCACGGAUCAGGAGAUGCAGUACGUGAGCUCCUCGUCGGUGAAGGCGCCACCACAGCCCAUGAACCACCAGUACACGUCGACCAUUAAGUACUGCUCGAACAACACCAUUCUCAGUGCCAAUGAUUAUCAGCUGAUGACCAGCCACGAGGUGGAUCCACAGCCACAAUUGCAGCACCACCAACCACAGCAGCAGCAGCAGCAUCACGAGCAUCACGAGCAUCAUGAGCACCAUGAGCACCAUGAGCAUCAGGAGCAUCAGGAGCAGCACUCGCCACAAGUUGGUGUUUACAUCACGUAUACACGUAUCUCCGCCUCGCCCACGCAGGUCAUCAGCAAUGCCCACGGCAUGUCCGUGCCGAAUUACUCCAGUGCCAGCUCCUCGCCAGCCAAGUCGCUCAAUGGCUCUGAUGCCUCGCCACCAGCGCCAGCCGUCAGUCAGGGCAAGUCGAGCGCUGCGAAAGCCCAGGAUACAGCCACGCCGGAUACCACCAAGAAGUCGGGCACUCGUCGUCCCGAGAAACCUGCGCUGAGCUACAUCAAUAUGAUUGGACACGCCAUCAAGGAGUCGCCCUCGGGCAAGCUGACACUAUCGGAGAUCUAUGGGUAUUUGCAGAAGAGCUACGAGUUCUUCAACGGACCCUAUGUCGGCUGGAAGAACUCGGUGCGUCACAAUCUCAGCCUGAACGAGUGCUUCAAGAAGCUGCCCAAGGGCAUGGGCGUGGGCAAGCCGGGCAAGGGCAACUACUGGACCAUCGAUGAGAACUCGGCGCACUUGUUCGAGGACGAGGGCAGCCUGAGGCGUCGUCCGCGCGGCUAUCGCUCCAAGAUCAAGACCAAGUCGUAUGCAGGACACACGAAUGGCUUCUACGCGGGCAGCUAUGGUGAUGCGGGAAUGGACAAUGCCAACUUUUAUGCCUCGCCCGCUUAUGGCAGCUAUGACUACAGUCCGGCGCCCAAUGGCGUCGCUCCGGCUGGCGCUCAGGGCUUUGGCGAUGCCUGGAAUGUGCAUGCCGCGCACACUGGCUCCCCGGGUGUGGGCAUUGGCGGUCUGCCGCAGUACUCGAACAUCUCCUGCCUGACGGGCGGCAACAAUUUGAAUGGAUCCUCCACCCCGCCAAUGGCUCACUCUGCCCUGGGCAUGGGCUCGGGGCCGAGCGCCUCUCCAGCUGGAGCUGUGGCGGCGCUUCAAAGUGAUUAUGCGCCAGCCGCCAGUCUCGUGGCUGCGGGCUACUCCUAUGCAACAAGUGGCAGUGGCCUGGAGAACGGUCUCCGCUCCCUAACGCUGCAGCAGCUCCCCGGCCUGUCCACCAUUCAGCAUGCUCAGGCGCAGGCCCAUGCGCAGGCGCAGGCGCAGCACCACCAUCAGCAUCAUCAUCAUCAUAAUCAUGGAUCCAUGACGCCACCGCCAUCGCAGUCGGGCAACCAUGUGAUCGAUCACUCGCCCAUUGAUCGCAAACCGGUUUACCUGCCGCCCAUAACUCCGCCCCCCACAGCGGUGGCAAUCAAUGGCAAUGGCAACGGCAAUGGCGUUGGUGGUUACUACGAUGCGCUCAAGUAUGCCAAUUAGCCACGGGAGUGACGCCAUAAAUAUUACCUCAAAGGAUAAUCAUCAGCUUAAUUAGGCUCUAAGUAGUGGCAAACAAAAGAUAGAACAGCAAUAAAGAAUAUCUAAAUAAUAAAUUAUAUAUUAGAUUUAGCAAUAAAUACAACAAAACAUUUAUAAACAAGACAUACAG
This is a messenger RNA of Drosophila subobscura, 2374 nucleotides long. RefSeq names its product forkhead box protein biniou. The record is from RefSeq and is a predicted model, not a curated record. Gene Ontology annotation, molecular function: DNA-binding transcription factor activity, RNA polymerase II-specific; RNA polymerase II cis-regulatory region sequence-specific DNA binding. Lineage: Eukaryota; Metazoa; Arthropoda; Insecta; Diptera; Drosophilidae. The coding region runs from base 175 to 2205 and encodes 676 amino acids. Gene Ontology annotation, biological process: animal organ morphogenesis; regulation of transcription by RNA polymerase II. Gene Ontology annotation, cellular component: nucleus. The transcript has 4 exons.